AUGAAGUGUUGCCGUGAACUACUCCGCCACAGUAGAGAUCGUUUAAGUUGCAGCCACCGUGAUGGCGGCACGCCCGGCGCCAGCACCGGUCCUGGCGCUCGACUGCGAUCAUGUACCAUAUGGCUCCGAUCGUCUGAAAAACAGACGACAAUAUUGAGUGAGAAAGAGGACCAGCAAGAAAGGAUCGACGAUCAACUCGCCCCUCCCGAACACCAUAGUAUAGCGUGCAAUAAAACCGGUUCGGAAUUGCAGAUAAAUGUGAAACACGUAAAAGAAGUCGAUAAAUGUCCUAAGAACACAAGCUAUGAUCUGAAGCCUUUUGUCCAAGGACAGGCACCGCCUCUCGCCAUCCACCACCGGAAUAUAGAAGAAGAGAGGGUCGAGUGA
Molecule: messenger RNA, 387 nt
Organism: Striga asiatica
Lineage: Eukaryota; Viridiplantae; Streptophyta; Magnoliopsida; Lamiales; Orobanchaceae
Source: the annotation of a GenBank genome assembly